CUGCAGCUAGCUUGCUCCGCCCAGAGCUCGCAAGCCAUGAGUUAUCUGCUCAAGACCAGGCGUGAAUCGACGCAGCAAAAAGCAGCGUCUUCAGAAGAACAACAGCGAAAGAUAUAUGAGGUUCGGGAGCUGCUGGGCGAACUGCCGACGGAGAUGCCGGGCUUCCUGACGGACGGCACCAUCCGCCGGUUCCUCCGAGCAAGGAAAUGGAGCACGGAGCAAGCGACCAAGGUUCUGAAAGAAGCAGUCAAGUGGAGGCGUCAGUUCAAGCCAGACAAAAUCUGUUGGGAUGACCUCGCUGGCUGGGAGAACGAGGCUCGGAGAGCAUAUAUACCGGACUAUGUCGACAAGAAUGGACGAACUGUGGUCGUCAUAAAGACGUCAAUAAAGAGCAUAACUAAAGCAAAGGAACAAAUUAAGCACCUAGUGUAUAACCUGGAAAAUAUAGCCAUGGACUCAGAAGACGCACAAGAAGAUAAUGUUGUUUGGAUGUGUGACUUCCGAGGUUGGACACUAUCAUCUACGCCACUACGGGAGGCCCGUGAAUCUUUGUACAUAAUUCAGAACUAUUAUCCAGGGUUGGUUGCAGCCGCAAUUCUUAGCAACCCACCGAGGAUUUUUGAAUCCUUCUGGAAGAUAUUGAAGCACUUCAUCGAGCCAACGUUGAAUGAGAAAGUGAAAUUUGUGUACACCAACAAUUCAGAGAGCCAGAGGAUAUUGGCAGAUAUGUUUGACCUAGACAAGGUGGAGUCUGCGUUUGGAGGAAGAAACACAGAUGACCUUGAUAUUAUCAAGUAUGCUGAGAGAAUGAGAAGGCGAGAUCAGAUAAGGGGAGCUCGGAUGCCUGCAAAUUGCAACACCUCUUCUUGACCACGAAUGAAUUCGAGUUCCUUGAAAAGAGUACAUGAUCUCCACUGUCAACAGCUAAGCUGGACGAAUGAGACUGAAACUUUGUUUGUAUACAUGCACCAAGACAUGGAUCAAAUAAAUUAAGUUAGAUAAUUAUGAAUGCAUAGGAGGUUAAUCGUUAAAGAUCUCCCUGAUAUUGUUCAUGAUUUGUUUUGUCGAGUUCUCAUAUAACAGAAAUGUUGGGAUA
This is a messenger RNA of Phragmites australis (common reed), 1096 nucleotides long. Its product is annotated as SEC14 cytosolic factor-like. The transcript is spliced from 5 exons. The record is from RefSeq and is a predicted model, not a curated record. The coding region runs from base 37 to 870 and encodes 277 amino acids. NCBI's taxonomy places the organism in Eukaryota, Viridiplantae, Streptophyta, Magnoliopsida, Poales, Poaceae. Gene Ontology annotation, molecular function: phosphatidylinositol transfer activity.